AAGGAGAACAAGCCUGUAAAGCACUCAAAACCAUUCAUGAAUUCCAAAAGGGUCUUGAUCAAUCAUUAUUAGAUGAAAUGAAGAUCAUGGGGAAAAUGGGCCUACCAACAUAUUUCUUGAAUUCACCUAGAGACUAUGAAGAAGUAAGACCUGUUGGCAUUUAGUGAAUUCCUGAUCUACGAAAAUGAGGAUGUCUUGCCUAUACAAAUUAGUAAAACGAAGUCCAACAAGAAAAGAAAGAAGAAGAAGACAUCCAAGAAAUCUAAUGGUUAUUUUGAAGAUCAAUAUAGUGAGGUUAAUCACCAGGAUAACGGAGAUUACGAAAGUUGUAAAGAAGACUAUUUGAGCACCUGUCUAAUGGAUAAACCUAAUGUCGACGAAUCUAAAGAAGAUGGGUCUAAACAAGAUGAAACUAAAGAAGAUGAAACUGAACAAAAUGAAGUUAAACAAGAUGAAUAUAAAAAAGAUAGCAUUUAUCAUCAAUCUUUACCGUAUUCAAACAGCAGGGAAUGGUCCGAGUUUUGGGGGAAUUAUGGAAACCAGCUUGUUUGGGAAAGAUGGGUAAAGAAGUUUCCGAUUGCCUAUGCAAAUGAUAUCGGUAAUGGCGCCAUGGUGAGUAAUACGAGCACUAAUGUGAAUGCGAGUGGAAAUGGUUGUUCAUUCAGUGAAAAGACAAUUGGUGAUGAGGCACCAAAGUUAACUGCCAUACCAUGUACUGUGGGUGACUUCGGGGAAGACAGCAGUUUUGUCUGCAACUCAACUGCAGUAAAUGAUUCGACCCCUGGGGAAAAUUGUUUCACCUUGGCACCGUCAGAAGAAGUCGAAACAUUUCCUUCUGUCAACAAAGAAGACAAAUUGCAAGACAUUGAUGAAGUAAGUGAAGAUCACUGCUUAUGUUCUAAUAGCAAAGUUGCAUCUACAGCUGAAAAUCAACAAGCUUGCUUUUGUGACACACAGGAUGAGAAUCAACAUCCAGCUGUAAAAGGCAUUGAUGUUGAGCACGAUGGAGUAUUGUCUGCCACUCAAAAUGAGUCCGUCGAUAAUGUAAAUAGCAUUGGAGUUAGUAAUGACGCUUGGAGUAGUGAAUGGAAACAGUUUUGGGAAGAACAUUACUGGGAGACCUAUAAUAUAUAUCUUGAAAAGUACAAUAAUAAUUGUCAAAAGGAUAGAUCUGCAAGACACAUUGAGUUAGAGGAAGACUGCAAGAGAGGUUUGGAAGGGCUUUCUGGUAGUGAUAAAUGUAAUAGUACAAAGCCUGAUUGUGAAGAGGGCAGGUUGCAAAAUUCCAAUUGCAAGAAUAUUAGUCUUGUUGUUGAGUAUAAAGAGAAAGAACAAAUUAGUAAUGACUGCGAAGAAAAUCUACCAGCUGAUCUUUCUCUUGACAAAAAUGCUGAAUGUCUUCUGAAGAGUACGGAGGACGAACAAAUGGCUAAUUGUCUCGCAGAGAGUCGAUGCCAGCCUUGUAACUGUGGAGAAACUGAAGGUAACGAAGGUUCAAACUAUGUUUGCAGCCAUGCAGAAUGUUUGUAUAAAUCUCUCAGUGCCACCGUGGACUUGAUAAAUAGAAAAUGUAUUCUGGAUAUAGAAGAUGGGUUUAUGGAAGUAGCUUUAUCGCAGGGAGAGGUUUUGGAAGGUUUCAUGAACGCUGCUGUUAAAACUUAUAGUUUAGAUAUGACAAGGAAGGGCAGUGAAAAGCUGAUCAAUCAAGAUGCUAGUGUUGAUUUGAAUGGGCAAAUAGAGGGUAGAUCAGUUACUGGGUGUGAGACAGGGAGAAACAAAGUUAAUGGGACAAGCUCUUGUAGCACUCAUAGUAAUACUGAUCGGAAACCUUCAAGCUCUAGAAUACACGUUGGUGUUAAUGGCUGUGAAAAUGGAGGAUCUGAUGACGGAGAUAAUAAUGAACCUAGGAGAACUCGAGCUAUAAAAGGAGGUCACGAACUGGAUGCGGUUCAGUUCAGUGAAAAAAUCAUUAAUGAUGAAGAGGUCGGAAGGGAAGCGGGCACAGAAAUGAAGGGUGAGACUGAUGGCUUGAACGAAUCGCAAAAUAGUGGUAUUGUUAAGCUUCAAGGUUUUGAUUUUCCGCACACGGUCAAUGAGUGCCUGGCAGGCAAUGCUACCGAAGGUGCCAUUGAUGUAAUGAAAACAGAACCCAAAGGAACUGAUUGGGGCAAAACUCCCACACCACCUGAAAACACCGUACAGAAACCCUCUUCAGGAAAAACAAAGAAAAAGAAAAGUAAGAAAAAGAAAGGGAAACAGAAAUUGAAUACAGGAACUGCCCAUUUCUUGGAAAUGUUUAAUGAACUACCAACAAAUCCGGAAGUAAAGGAAGUUAGUGACAAGGAACAGGCUUUUCGAUCAGCGUAUGCUGCUCUAGGGUUUUCAGCUACAGAUCUGACGUUUUCAAACAUUGAAGUUGAGAUUCAUGACAAAAGGAUAAGGACGGGAAGAGGCUGUCAUAUACGAUUUGCUGAAGAUGAUAAUGACACGUUAGAUAAUUCGAAUGAGAUGGGAGAUCCAUGGCCUACUGCAAACUGCGUUGGUUUGAAUGAAGGCGCCAGUUUUGACAAUGGGCAAGAAAAUUGUAGUGACGGUAGGGGCUUGAAAUAUGCGGAAAAGGAUUAUGCGAAUGUUACGAAAGAAGAUGCAGAGGAGAAACCUGCAAAGCAUUCUGAAUGUGCUGAACCAAAAAAGUUGUCGAUAAUUGACCGAAUUAAGAAGUUCUUCAAGAUUCCAACGAUGCAUGGUUCUUCACCUGAUCCUCAGAAAAAUCGCGAAAACGGAAAGAAGCGAAAAAACAAAAACAUUUCUAAUAAUGCUCACUCAGCGAAAAAACUUCGUAAAUUCGAAACACUGCCUGAUGAUAUUCUUCAAGAAUUCGGCACUGAUAUUGAAAAGUACUGGAAUCAGCGUUAUCGCCUGUUUUCGCGUUUUGAUGAAGGCAUAAAGCUCGAUAAGGAAAGUUGGUUUUCAGUGACACCGGAAAAGAUUGCGGAGCAUAUUGCGGAGAGAUGCCGCUGCGAUGUUGUUAUUGAUGCCUUUUGCGGUGCUGGGGGCAAUACUGUUCAACUAGCGUUCACAUGUGAGCGUGUCAUUGCAAUUGAUAUUGACGCAAAGAAGAUUGAAUUGGCAAAACAUAACGCUAGUAUAUACGGUGUUGCUGAUCGCAUUGAAUUCAUCGUAGGCGACUUCCUAAAGCUAGCACCAUACCUAAAGGCUGACGUCGUUUUUCUCUCACCUCCAUGGGGUGGACCGGACUAUCUUAAAGCUAAAGUAUUUAAUCUGAAAACAAUGAUCAUACCAGAUGGCGAGGAAGUAUUUUACCUUGCUAAAUGUAUCACUGACAGUAUCGCCUACUUCCUUCCAAGAAAUGUUGAUGUUGAGCAGGUUAUGAGAUUGGCUGGUCCAGCAAGCAAGACUGAAAUCGAGCAAAACAUUCUCAAUAACAAAGUGAAAACGGUCACAGCUUAUUUUGGAGAGUUAAUGAGGGAUGACUGAAAUCCCUUUUUUUUCAGUGCAACAGAAGACUUGUCGUAUCUCUAAAAAGUACUUUAAAUGGUUAAAGACACUACGUCCUGCCAGUCAGCUGUUCAGAGUUACAAUAGGCUUUGCAAUGUGUUCAUCGUCGAGAAAAUUUUAAGAAUAAGCCCUACGUUGCCGAUUGGAUACUUAACAAUAGGUCUAUUGUGUAGUCCAACCAAUGGGAAAUUGAAAUAGCCAGCAAAAUUCAUCGGGACAUUUAAACUAAUGAAGCAGGUGUUUAUGUGAAACUGUGAAACUGUGAAAUUUUAUUGAAAGUCAGAGUAGAAAAUUAAGACUACAGUCUAGCUGUUUCUUGGCAUAUCCAUACAUUCAAGCAAAAAGACACAGUAAAUCGCAAUUCGAUUUAUUCUCUGCACAAACCCAGUGCGUUGUUGUCCCGGAAACUAAGAAAACGCUUAAAGAAAUGUCUACGAUUUUGAAACCUCCGUCCCUAAACUCUGCAGCUAUACAGUCUAUUGAAGAUUUAAAAUCAAAAGCUGUUCCCACUCUGCCGUUUUUUGAAUUCAUCCGUCAGUCUUAAAUGUCAUCCCAUUUAUGCUAAUGUAUUUAGAUUAUGCAAAUGUAGAUAAUGACAUGUGAUUUGUAUGAGCUUCGGUAUCUUCUUCAAUUGGAAUAAUUCUGCUUUCUUAAUCAUUUUAUUUUCGAAUUUAAGCUUCGCUCAUCAUUUAGCCAAAAUAGAAUUUAAAUAAAAUAAUUGAGAGGUUUUUGUCCUUAAUCAAACAUGGUUGUGCAAUACCCAGUAAGCAAAGCUUUUAAAACGCAACCGCUAAUGCAAUGAUUCUAAUUUGGCUGUUGAGAGCUGAUUGGAAAAGCAAAUCGCUAGAAAUAAGGAAACGCAGAUGUGAAACAAACCCAGUUUUAGAUGAAACUACAGUUCAGUAUAGACUGCCUGUUGAUUUGAGAUUGCAUCUUUCAUCAUAAAUUCUUCAUACGAAUUUUUGUUUUUGCACAUUUGCAAAGAGACACCAAAAGGGAUGUCCUUUUUGUUAAAUAUAUGUAAAACAGUUUGUUGUCUCAUUUUGUUGAAAUUACUGUUGAAAAUGUUUAGAUUUUUUAUUCUAUUGUAUAAUGAGAGCUUUAAAAGUUCUCCGUUGUUGCCUUUUUCGCAGGGACGGAUUAAGGUCGGUGCUAUUGGUGCUGCAGGAUUAGGCCCAUUCCUGAAAAAGGCUCGUUUGAAAACGGACAAGAAUUUUCCUGAAACUGAAUAAAUCCAAUAAAAGGCUCUUAACUAUAGCAUCAGGCCCAGUUCUGGCUUAAUCCGCCACUGCCUUUUUGUAAAUUUUUUCAUCAACAAUUUAAUGUUCACGAAAAUCUCCGGAAAAAUAACUUUGAAUUUAGAAGUAGAACCCGAAUUUUGAUUUGUGUGGAUAGAACAUGUAUCCAUAAUGUUAAAUUGCUGAUAUUUUAGCUCGAAAAAAAUUGAAAAUAUUUUAUUUCGUUCGCUUUUUCCAAUGAAAAAACCAAGAAGCGAAUUUCUGAUUUCUGAUAAUCAUUUUUUACUAUUUCUCACACGUUGCUUUUCUCAAUGGGCUAAUCUAAGCCUGCAUUCUGGCGUAAUUGGUAAUUUAUUAAAGAAAUGCUGAAUCAUAGGCUACAUUUAUCCAUUGAUAACGAGGUCCUUUUCUAAAACCUGUAGCUCAGUAUGUUAGAUCUAACACAGUUAUGUAGAAAAUGCUUCCAGGGAUUUUCCUAUCAAACUCUGUAGUUUUGUGAGCAGAAUAAGUUUUUUCGGCAGUUUUCGGUAACCUGAUCCCACUUGAUGUGAAGUCAUCAUCUACUUCAAAUUAUUAGAAACAAAUUUCUUGAGCACUCAAAUCAUUCAUCAUUUCAUUAUUCAUCAUCAAAUCGUUGCCUGGGUCUUAUCACUCAGGCUCAAUAAGUUGACAACAUUUCAGAAGCCGGCACUUUACAUGAUAAAAUAAACGUUCGGUUGUACAAAAACACCUUUAAUGAAAGCUUUUGAAUCUUCUUUAAUCGGUUUGGUCUUAAGAUUAACUGAAAUUAACAUUGUAUAAACAGGAUUUCAAGAGAAGGAAAUUAAACAAAAUUUUGAAAUUGCUAUUACCUUGUAUCCAUUCUUGACAGGAUUGUGUCAUGAAUAAAUUACGAAUGGAAUAGGACUGACUGCAAGUGCAAAAUCUGCUCUCAAGCUUUCUGUUUUGUUCACUUUCAAUUUCAAAAACGAGCAAAGUUGCAUGUUCAUCUCAAGUAUGAAGAAUCUCCUACGAAAAAAUUGCUUAGAUUAGAAAAUGCUGUGACUAUAUACGGACCUGCAAUAUCAUAAUUGAGACUAGAACCAUUUUUCAUUGGAUUCUUCUUAGAAAGGGUCGACUUAAAAGUAGAGAGGCUUUGACCUCAAAAUCUUCUAGUAUCAAAUUUGGUCCCUCUGAACAGGUACCGCGCAGUCAUUGGGCUAGCAGGGGCUAUAGCCUCCCCCACUUUUUUGCAAUUAAACUUCAGACAAUUUUUAGAAAGUUUUCUCUAAUGCAACUUCAUUAGUAGUAGCAGUUCGACUUAACUAGAACCCUUUUUUGUUCAUUUUCUCGAUGUUUUAUCUUGUUAAACCACUCAUAUAGUAAUUGACAUCUUCUUUGAAUUGGACUGUUUAUAAAAAAUAGAUAGAGAGAAACAAGCAUUUUCUAAAGGGGCGUUUUCCGAUGUUUUAAAAGGUGUGGCCUCAAAACUUCUCGGUCACGCCCUUUCACCCAACCCACUUUUAGAAUGGUGCGCGGUGUCUGCCUCUGAAUAGAGCAUUUGGAAAACAGGAACGAUGGCAAAGGUAAAAUAACUCAGAUGGGGGGAGGUAUAAGACACGAGUCUUAUCGUCUUAACUAACAGAAAAUUUUGCAAUUAAUGUCAAGGAAAAAGACGAAGCGAACAUUUUCAGCAAGAAUACGAUGGCACUACGUCAUAAAACAGAUGGGUGAAUUUACGGCACUACAAGAGCACUACAGCGUAAUUAAAAUACGGUUAUUAUGUGUGAGAGGAAAAGGAACGGAAUAUCUUUGAUUAAUGAAUACCAUUAACAGUUUAUUUCAUCAAAACAGAUAUCGCAUGAACAAUAAAAAUAUUACCUUGUAAAUGUAGUUUUUAUCAAAGGGAACAAGUUUUAGAAAACAUUGAAGUUUUGGAAGACAAUUAUCCCGAAUGGAGACAGUAGCGGAUUUAAGGGGGGCAGUUGCCCCUCCCUACUAUAGGCAGUUGCCCCUCCCUCGACCAGUUGAAGCUAGUCUAGCGCCCCUUUUCCGGAAAUUGUGCUUCCGUUUUGAAGAAUAAGAAUCAGGUGAAAAAGUUUCUGAGACCGAUGGGUUAAUUUGCUUCAAGGAUUACCUCAAAGUAAUGUUGUUUAUUCCAAAAAUGGAUCUGAAAUUGUUGUAUACAGCGUACUCUCGUCACUAAUUUUUUGAAAUUUUUCAGUGCCCCCACUACAAAUAGCCCCUCUUUCAAGUUUGCUCUGAAUCCGACCCUGGGAAUAUGGCAAAAUUGUAGCAACAGAUGUUCGGAACUUUUAAUGAAGGCUCAAAGUUUUAAAGUUUAAAAUAAAGUGCUAAUUUUGUUUAGUUUACUUAUGUAAUCUGCUUAAAUUCAAUUUGCUUUAUCAUAAUGACAAAUGGUUUUUUUGCGAGUAGAAUACAAAUGGAGGGAGAUUUACAUUCUUUUCAAUAUGUUUAGUGCUGAUAGCAGCAUUAUAAAGGAUGGAAAAAAAGUAUUUCUCAUAUAGAUAAAAGAAAUUAUAAAGAUUGUGAAAAACCAAGCUUUUAAAACUUCACCUUCAAGAUUCAGUCUCAUAAGCCUUAUUUCAGGAGACUGUAUACCUCACGGUAUACCAACACUAAUUUCCUUUCUUUCUCCAAUCUUUCAAGAAUUUUUCAGUUAUUUUAGAAAUAACAAAGUAGUUAUUUAUCAAACUUUAUUGGUUUUUAUUGAUUGCGAAAUUCAGACCAUGAAUAACCCAUAAAAGGCAACCUUACGCUAUCCAUAUGUUUCUUGUGUAGGGUUUAUAAAAACUAGAUUAAGGCUCGCAAAGGCUUCCCAAAACAAUCAUACACUUUUUUUCUACAUUUUAAUCGAGAUUCCUUCAGUGUUUUUAGCUCUUUUAGGUCACUUAACCACUGACCAGAAGUCUUGUGCCUCGUCCUAUAGUCUUACAGUUCAAAUCCUCGCAAAGCCUACGGUUAAUAUCAAUUUAAAUUUACAUUACGGUAUUGUAACGUAGUACAAGAUGUUUUCAUAUAUAACUGGAACAGCGUAGUGUCAGCCCAGGGUAGUCUGGUAUUCUGAAUGUAUGGUGGCUAACGAACUGCAAGGGCCUGUUUGAGGGUGUGAUCUAACCCCUGAAUGAACAGCAACAACAGGUUUAUACUUUUGAUUGAUAGCAAGCUAUAAGGGAACUGGUGCACUGGUAUUUUUUGCACUUUAUUUCUUGAUCAUGUACUGAAUACCGAUGCACUCAUUUUAGCACUCUCACUGUAUCUUUUGUAAUUCAAAUAUCUGUGCACUUUGCUAAUCAGAACUUUUAACAGCACUUCUGAUUCAGUUUGAUUACCAACACUGUGUAGCGUAGGAGUGAUAUUCUCAACAUUUGAAAGGUGUUGCCGAAGAGCCAGAUCGAAGUACAGAGAAAAGUCGUUUUGGACAAACAUAUGCAAAGUAUUCGAAGGCAUAAUGCACAAUCGGUUGAUUUGAUUAAGUGACGAAGAACAUUUGGUGGAGGAAGCUCUGAGUGAGUUUCGUGAAGAAAGAUCUGCAAACUAGAUAUGCAAACUGAAUACAUUCCUGUACUUUGAGCGUAUAUUGAUUGUCUAAUGUAAGCUUCAGAGAUUUUUACUAUGUUAAAUGUUUGCCACAAGUACUUAGAGCACCCAACAAUUUGCACUGUGUUUCGAUACAUUUCACGAAAACUUCUACUUCCGCCCCCCCCCAAAUAGUGUUGAUAGUUUAGACAAAUAUUUUUGUCAACAUUGUUCAAGAGGAGGGGGGAUGGCAGGAUUUUGUCUUGUAGACUGACGAUUGUGUGCCAAUACUUUCGGCAGCAACUUAGAUUUUUAGAAUACAUUCGACAUGGUUAUUCUGAAAAUUAAUUAGGCAUAGAAUGAUCAAUUCCAUUAAUCGUGUGCCAUACUACAAAACUACGUCAGGAAACUGUGACAUUGAGAUGCAAGACAGGGGUGAGGCAAGGAUGUAUCUUAGGCCUGCAAUUACUUAUUUUGUCUAAUAAACGAGACUAAACUGCUUCAAAAAUAGCUAAAUCUGGUGCAGUUCUGUUCAAUGGUUUUAUAUAGUAAUGUAUUGUUAUGAUAUGGUAUUGUUUGGUGACUCAGUAUGCAACAAGUGGAAACAUUUAUGUGGUAAAUGGAAAAGAGAGAAAAUUUAGCUAAGAUCAGAAUCGUUGCUUCAAAAAUUUAAGAGACGUUGCCAACAGCAAAGGGUUGCUUAUGUGAAAACAUUAAUAGGGCAACUAGGUAGAAUAGAUGCACAUAUUUGUUUUUUCGUCCCAAAAGUUUGGUGCAAGGCUAGCCCAAAAACGCGCAUCUGGGAGAGAAUUUGCGGUCUUGAAUGAAAAAUUAACAACGGAAGUAUAUAGCCUGUCAUCAGCUGAAAGAUACUCUACCAACUUUUCACUUUACUCCCUAGCUGAACAUUGUAAAAGAUUCUUACUAAAAGAAGAUAAUAUUUGAUUGAUUGUUCAAUGUUUUUGGAACUUUUAUGGAUGUAUCAGGUGAAAGAAAGAAUAAAAUUAAUUAGAAGUUAUAUUAUCAAAAUUCAUAUUCUCAAACUUCCGUGGAAAUGUCCCAUAACUUUUUAUCUUGCUUUCCUACGAUAAACCAACUUUCUUCAGAAGGAGGCUGAUGCAAAUUCAUUACGCACUCUUGGAACAUUGCUUAUGAUCCGCUAAACAGUGUCACAUCCAUUGGACACGGUAUAUUUGUAAUUUCAUGGUCAUCAGCAUGUAACUACAACAACUUUGGUACUAAGGGCUUCGAACUGAGCCUCAUUCUCCUCCCUCAUUCCAUAUCUUCAAUUUCAGCGCUUUGGCAUUGAAGAGUCUAAGCGAAUGAAACUUUAAAUUCUUGAAUGGACUUAAUCAUUCCUUUACACUAGCGCUAGCCUUGUAACAACAUUCGAUACAGAAUUGAAGAAGCAAAGAUUUGAAGAUUCCCCAUCGGUUCCUCCUUCUGGCCUUGGAUGCUCUGCAUCUAUUAGAAGCUAUUAAUUGAAGUAUGAUAACGCAAGGACUCUAACGCAAGGACUC
Molecule: messenger RNA, 9796 nt
Organism: Rhopilema esculentum
Lineage: Eukaryota; Metazoa; Cnidaria; Scyphozoa; Rhizostomeae; Rhizostomatidae
Source: RefSeq, a predicted model, not a curated record